Messenger RNA from Carassius auratus (goldfish), 2751 nucleotides. RefSeq names its product rho-related GTP-binding protein RhoE. The record is from RefSeq and is a predicted model, not a curated record. Lineage: Eukaryota; Metazoa; Chordata; Actinopteri; Cypriniformes; Cyprinidae. Gene Ontology annotation, biological process: small GTPase-mediated signal transduction. Gene Ontology annotation, molecular function: GTPase activity; GTP binding. The transcript is spliced from 5 exons. Bases 173 to 904 code for a protein of 243 amino acids.
AUGUAUAUUCCUGCAGGAGAGGGAGAGAGAGAGAGAGAGAGAGAGAGAGAGAGAUCAGGACACGGGCAGAGGCAGAGGGAAUCCGCACCCUUUCCAGAGUGAUUACAGAAAGUGCGUGUGUGCCCGUCUUCUCCGUUGUGCGCCUCCGCGGACUUGCGCGUAAAGACAAUCAAUGAAGGAGAGAAGAUCUAUACAGAAACUGUCCCUUCAGCCCGGUAUGGAUCCGAGUCAGAGCCUCAAAUGCAAGAUCGUGGUCGUGGGGGACAGUCAGUGUGGGAAAACCGCUCUUCUCCACGUUUUUGCCAAGGACUGUUUCCCAGAGAAUUAUGUACCCACUGUGUUUGAGAAUUACACAGCAAGUUUUGAGAUUGACAAGCAAAGAAUAGAGCUCAGCCUGUGGGACACCUCAGGCUCCCCGUAUUAUGACAAUGUCAGGCCGCUUUCAUAUCCAGACUCCGAUGCCGUCAUCAUAUGCUUUGACAUCAGCCGACCAGAGACCCUGGACAGCGUCCUAAAGAAGUGGAAAGGGGAGAUCCAGGAAUUCUGUCCCAACACAAAGAUGCUGCUCGUCGGAUGCAAGUCAGACCUUAGAACGGACCUCACGACUUUAGUGGAGCUGUCCAAUCACAGGCAGACACCGGUGUCGUAUGAUCAGGGUUCAGCUAUGGCUAAGCAGAUAUCCGCACCUUACAUCGAAUGCUCUGCAGUGCAGUCAGAAAACAGCGUGCGGGACAUUUUCCAUGUGGCAACGUUGGCUUGCGUAAAUAAGAACAACAAAAACAUCAAGCGCAACAAAUCGUCACGCUCCACCAAACGCAUCUCGCAUAUGCCCAGUCGACCAGACCUAGCUGCCGUCGCAACAGACCUACGCAAAGACAAAGCGAAGAGUUGCACAGUAAUGUAAUGAAAGGCGUUCUGGGGGAAAGAUUCAUUCUGGGAAACGGUGAGGGCGGACUGUGGAAGCAAGGAAGCAAAAGUGGAGAGCGGGAGUGUUUGCACGAUGUCCCUGAAGGUCUCUCCAGUUUGAGGGUUCCAAUUCUUGUUGCCAGAACUUGGCUAGCUUGUGGACGUAAACCCAUAUAACGUCCCCAACCACCUCUCCUAAAACUUAGCCACUCAGCAGGAGGAUGUCACCACCCUCUCAGCCAAUAAGAGGCCUUCCUUCCUGCUCCUGGACGUGAAGCUGCUUCCUCUCUAGAGGACUCCUUCUGAAAGCUUCUCCUGCAGGAAAGGAAGGAGGAAGUAGAAUCACAGAACCAUUGAGUCCAGAGUUCCGCUGAGCUUUGGCUUGCAGUUAUUUUUAAAAGAUGCACGUUUCGGUUGGCAUUAACAGUCACAUGGCGGAACAGCGAAGGGGAAGAUGACUUCCAAAAUGGCGAAAUUUCGGAUAAAGACAACUCUCGCUUCUUUCUUUUUCGAGUCCGUACAGCUAAACGAGGAUAUGAAACGAGAGCGUAUCACUGUGGCUACGGAUCACUUCCUCCUUCAAUCCUCCUCUUGUCUGUUUUGUUCCUUCUGUAGACCAAGAGCACGAGUUCGUGUGUGUGCGUGGUUUUCGUUUUUUCUUAUGCUAAGCUCAGCUAAAACUGUCACCAUGGAUACGCCGCUGGUAUAUUUGAACUCGCACCGUUUUCUGCAGAACUCCUCAUAAUCACAUUACGGCUCAUUAGGAUUCAGAAAAAGAAAAACCAAAGAACUGGAAGGUUUUCAAGUCGGAUGACUCAAUGUUUGAAUUUCUGAAGUGCAUGAUGGAUGUGUAUUUGAGUGCUUUCGGUGGAUCAAUGACAAUUUCUUUCACGGUUCUGUAAGAACAUGGUUCCGCUUCUCUUUAUAGACCAGGUAUAUGGAAGUGCAAAUACGACCUUUGAGAAUUGACCUAACCAUUUAGUAUUCAUCUGCAUUGGGUUUAUCCCUGAAGGGGCAUUCACACUGACAGCCAUUUGCAGUGACAAAGCAUCUGGAAGUCAUUAAUUUGCAAUGAGGGUUGGUGAUUUGAGGCCUGACUGCUUAGAGUUCAACUUUAUAUUAGAAACCAAUAGUAUAACGACUCGAGUUGGUAAUUUCUGUCAGUGUGAAUGCUGCGUUAGAAUAACAUCACUAUUGCCGUAACAAAUAAUAUUAACACUAUUAAAAUAGCACAAAACCAGCUUUUUAUUGUAAAGCGUCUUUAUCAGUAAAAUGUUACAUGAACAUUUGUGCCUUUUCUUACAUCUGUGAAAUUUUGUUUCGGCACAAUUGUUGAAAUAAUAACCGAUCAAAUUCAAGGUCAUAUUAAAUCUGCACUUCUGUCUGCCCAGUCAAGGAAAAAAAAAAAGGUUUUCAAAAAACAUUCUCUCCUCUCUCUACUAAACUAUGCAGUCAGCUUCUGAACACAUGCGAGAGGAUUGCCAAAAAUGACUAAUGGACAUUCUUUCUCUUUCAAAACAACAAAAAAAAAAACAUUGGUUGCGACUCAGUGUAUUGCCUUGCAGAGCCGUGGAAAAAAACAAAUGCGUCUCACCUUUUGUAGUGCUAAAAGUUUCUCAAAACAAAUCUUCAGAAGUUUGAAGCUAGCUGCAAAGUCUCUUUUGCUGCAUGUUUGUAGUUGCACUUUUCGUUAAAACUUGCGCAAAACAAACAAAAACAGUCUUUUUUACAUUCGUUUUUAACGGGUCCGAGAGCAUUUCCUCGAUUUGUUUUCCCAUAGGCAGUAUUAAACAGUUUUGGUGUGUGUAAAUGUUCAGAAAUGUGUAGUUGCUGUUAAAAAACAAA